This is a messenger RNA of Acomys russatus (golden spiny mouse), 1808 nucleotides long. It is a transcript of the gene Aldh3a1, whose product is annotated as aldehyde dehydrogenase 3 family member A1. Gene Ontology annotation, biological process: aldehyde metabolic process. Bases 257 to 1618 code for a protein of 453 amino acids. NCBI's taxonomy places the organism in Eukaryota, Metazoa, Chordata, Mammalia, Rodentia, Muridae. Gene Ontology annotation, molecular function: aldehyde dehydrogenase (NAD+) activity. The transcript is spliced from 11 exons. Gene Ontology annotation, cellular component: cytoplasm. The record is from RefSeq and is a predicted model, not a curated record.
UCACAGGCCCAUCAUGCAUUUCAGAACAGAACAAAACAGACAGCCCAAGAAGUAAUCUUCAAAACCUGUGUGGAACAGAGGUCCGGAUUAUGCUGCACCCAAAUUUGAAUAUUGCUUUAUCCUCGUCACGCGAACUUCCUGGGCAAGGACUCCAGGGUCCAAGUGGGCGGGAAGGAGGGUCCUUAAAUGUGUGCUCUUUUGGCUCUUACUCACUCCAGGAGUCCCAGCUGCUGGAGGAGGCUGUGUAGAAGGUAGGAUGAGCAAGAUCAGUAACAUCGUGAACCGGGCCCGCGAGGCCUUUAACUCAGGCAAGACUCGGCCGCUGCAGUUCCGAAUCCAGCAGCUGGAGGCACUGCAGCGCAUGAUCACUGAAAAUCAGUUGGCCAUCACAGCUGCGUUGACAGCUGACCUGCACAAGAAUGAAUGGACCGCCUACUAUGAGGAGGUGGUUCAUGUGGUGGAGGAGAUUGAGACCAUGGUUAAGAAGCUCCCAGAGUGGGCUGAAGACGAGCUGGUGGAGAAGACUCCACAGACCCAGCACGAUGAGCUCUUCAUCCACUCGGAGCCCCUGGGCGUGGUCCUGGUCAUAGGUGCUUGGAACUAUCCCUUCAACCUCAUUGUCCAGCCCAUGGUGGGUGCCAUUGCUGCAGGCAACGCGGUAGUCCUCAAGCCCUCAGAAGUGAGUGAGAACACGGCAGACCUUCUAGCCACACUUAUCCCUCAGUACCUGGACAAGGAUCUGUACCCAGUGAUCAAAGGGGGUGUCCCUGAGACCACGGAGGUACUUGCCGAGAGGUUCGACCACAUCAUGUACACCGGAAGCACAGCUGUGGGGAAGAUUGUUAUGACCGCUGCUGCCCAGAACCUCACCCCUGUCACCCUGGAGCUUGGAGGAAAGAGCCCAUGCUACGUGGACAAGGACUGUGACCUGGAUGUGGCCUGCCGGCGUAUUGCCUGGGGGAAAUUUAUGAACAGUGGCCAGACCUGUGUGGCCCCAGACUACAUCCUCUGUGACCCCUCCAUUCAGAACCAAAUCGUAGAGAAGCUCAAAAAGUCACUGAAAGAUUUCUAUGGGGAAAAUGCUAAGCUGUCCCGUGACUAUGGGAGAAUCAUCAAUGACCGUCACUUCCAGCGGGUCAUAGGCCUGAUUGAGGGCCAGAAAGUAGCCCACGGAGGCACCUGGGACGCGGCUUCACGAUACAUAGCCCCCACUAUCCUGGUGGAUGUGGACCCCCAGUCCACGGUGAUGCAGGAGGAGAUCUUUGGGCCGGUGCUGCCCAUCGUGAGUGUCCGAAGCUUGGAUGAGGCCAUUAAAUUUAUCAACCAGCGUGAGAAGCCCCUGGCGCUCUACGUGUUCUCCAACAAUGAGAAGGUGAUCAAGAAAAUGAUCGCAGAAACAUCAAGCGGUGGAAUGGCGGCCAAUGAUGUCAUCACCCACAUCACUGUGUCCACUUUGCCCUUUGGGGGUGUGGGGAAAAGUGGCCUGGGGUCUUAUCAUGGUAAAAGAAGCUUCGAGGCCUUCUCCCACCGCCGCUCUUGUCUGCUGAGGUCUCUGGGGAAUGAAGAGGCUAACAAGGCCAGGUACCCACCAAGCCCAGCCAAGAUGCCCCGGCACUGAGAUGGCUGCUCCACCUGACUCAUUGUUGCUGGCUGCCCUGUCCUUGGAGAACUUGGAGAACCGCGAUCGGAGUCUCAUCCUAGCUUCUCGCCCACCUGCUGCCCUGUGCAUGUGCUCAACUCCCAGAUGGCUCUCACCUCACCCCUCCAAAUCCUGCUGUUUGCUGGGCACAGAGAUCAAUAAAGGUUUC